AUAGUGUCGAAGAAUCUAUACAAGAUUAAGAAAUGGAUAAAGAAGUUCUUGAAGUAGUCCUGAAGAAGUUAGACAGGGAGUCGAAGAUCGCUUCUAUCAUAGAUCUACAGUCGGUACCAGCAUUGGCCAAAGGAGAGAAUUAUACAUCGACCAUCUUCAGGAUAACUUUGAAAGUAGUCUUGGGCAAUGGAAGGCAAGCCAAGAAGUCCUUCAUCAUGAAGAAGUUGAUCACUGAAGGAGAAAGCGGAGAACUCCUAAAAGAGCUUAAUAUAGCCAAGAUUGAAAGCCAGAUAUAUUCCGUAGUACACAAAAAUAUGACCUACCUAAUGGAAGAAUUCGAAGACACCGAUGAGUCUAUUUGGUGUAAAUUCAUUCACUAUGACCCGCAAUACCAUUCUAUUCUGCUGGAAGAUCUAAAAGCAAGUGGUUACAGUUUGGUUCCUAGACAGAAAGGUUUGGAUUUAGACCAUGCCAUCCUCGUUCUCAAUAGUUUAGGAAGGUACCACGGGAUGGCGAAGGUACUCGAACAGAGGGGAAUCAUCUCCAAAGAUGACUAUAAACCUUAUACGUUGUUUACUGACUUAAAACUUAUAAAAAGUUAUCUCUACGGAAGUAUUUCAAUUCUUUCCAAGGUUAUGAAGAAUAGCUGGGGUCCUGAUUGGGAAGACACAGCAAAUAAACUGAAGAUACCAUUCGAUCAAUUUGCUGCAAAAUGGAUGAGUAUGGGAACGGUUUAUACUGAGACAAACUUUACAGUUCUCAACCAUGGCGAUUGCUGGUCAAACAAUAUGAUGUUCAAAUAUGACUUUCAGAAGCGACCAAUAGAUGUGAAAUUUUUGGACUACCAAGGACCCCAUUACAACACACCAUGCACAGAUGUUACCUAUUUCAUGUACGUUGGUGUACAGCCUCCAGUUCGUCGAAGCAACUAUGAACUCCUGCUGAAGACUUACCACGACUCCUUGGUCAGAACUUUGGACAAGUUCGGUUUCACAGGUACAAAGCCAACUCUUGAAGAAAUUACCGAUACAAUGAAGCGACUCGAAUUCUUCGGACUGGCGUUUUUCGCAGUAUUAUACCCAACUCUCAUCUGUACAUCGUCAGAAGCUUUAGACUUGGAGAAGGUUCUAGCGACUGGAGGAGAAGAAGGGUUUAAUGAAGAUGUUUUGAGAGAACCUGGAAUGAUUGAAAAAUUGGGACCGGAUAUAAUUGAUUUUGCAGAGAGGCACGCUUCUGGUUUAAAUCAAAGUUGAACCAGUAGUCCAUUAGUUUUGGGAAUCAAAAUGAAAAACCAAACCAGGUGGUUAUGUUUAUUUAUAAAUAUGUAAAUUUUGAUAAAUUAUUACACAGAAGUAAGGGUAAAUACAGUUUUUAGAUUGUAAAUAAAACAAUCAAUGGAAGAUAAAAUGGCAUAUAAAAAGUAUUUAUUAUAAGAAUAAGUAGUCUAUUGUUCUAAAUAAUUAAGAAAAUAAUAUUUGUAAAUAAUUUAUGUAACAUUAAAUGAUUGGUUUCUUA
Molecule: messenger RNA, 1515 nt
Organism: Nezara viridula (southern green stink bug)
Lineage: Eukaryota; Metazoa; Arthropoda; Insecta; Hemiptera; Pentatomidae
Source: the annotation of a GenBank genome assembly